UGAACUGUUUAUCGAUUUUGUUAAUAAUUCGUGUCGUCGACAGCUGAUGUUUACGUAUCAUACCAAUUCAUUAAUAAGCUAAUAUCACAAACAAAAAACAUUACGCGUCAUUUUAAUUUUAUUACUAGUGUCUUCGAUUUUGCACUAAAAGUUACGAGAAAUUAUUAAAUAACAAAAAUGGCAUCAGCAGCAGAUAUGGAUGAGUUAAUAAACAGUUUGAAGAAUCUUCCCGUCGAGGUACAGAAAAAUCUCACUCUAUUAGGAGAGCUCGAUAUGAAAACUAAAAAAUUGAUUAGCGGCAUUGACAAAGAGACCGACGAUUAUUUGAAGUCGAACGCACACUUGACAGAUAAAAAAAAAAAAAAAAUGAACCGCAUACAACGUCAAUUCAACAAAGCUAGAGAAUAUAGCGAUGACAAAGUUCAAUUGGCUAUACAAACAUAUGCAUUAGUGGAUGAACAAAUAAAGAAACUAGAUGCAAAUUUAGCCCAGCUUGACGCCAAGUAUGAAGAUAAAGCCAUCGGCAGCACAAUUAAUAUGGGAGAAGGUUCACAAAAAAAAAAACUUCAAAAAACUAAGGACAAAGGACUUCCAGUCAAAGUAUUCGAUAUGCCUGUUGAUCCUAAUGAACCAAAGUAUUGUUUGUGUUACCAAGUUUCCUAUGGAAAUAUGAUAUGCUGCGAUAACCCAGAUUGUUCUAUUGAAUGGUUCCACUUUGAAUGUGUCAAUUUGACUAUCAAACCCGCUGGAAAAUGGUUCUGUCCAAACUGCAAGAAGACAGGAGAAAAAAAAAUAGAUAUCUCUAAAAAGAAAUAAGUUUUCUUUAUAAUAUUCAUAUACUUAUAUUUUUUCGUUUAGAGGUUAGCACAUUAUAAAGUAAUAGUAAUAGUAAUAGUGAUUAAUCGUAAAUAUUUAAAUUUGAUAGUUAUUAUCAUUAGGAAAAUAGAGAUUUAGAUUAAACUUAAACAUUCUACUGUAUCUGCACUCUCAGCUUAUAUCUUUAUUGUUAAUUCAAAAUUUAAUAUACAAUUCAUAUUAAAAAUUAAUAAAAUUAAUCAUUAUAAUAAUGGUGUUCUUAUGUAGAAAAAAUGUAUGUAUGGGAGUUAAGAGAAGUUUCUCACCUUACAGUUAGUAUGUCACUAUUGUUAUUCAUAUUUGUAGAAAUUUAUACUAUAUAUUUAAACUAUAUUACACAUUUUUCCAUUCUUAAUAUUACAA
Molecule: messenger RNA, 1218 nt
Organism: Aphis gossypii (cotton aphid)
Lineage: Eukaryota; Metazoa; Arthropoda; Insecta; Hemiptera; Aphididae
Product: inhibitor of growth protein 5-like
Exons: 5
Coding region: 178-816 (212 amino acids)
Biological process (GO): regulation of DNA-templated transcription
Source: RefSeq, a predicted model, not a curated record